ACUGUAGGUCAUCAUUCCAGAAUGUCAGCGAAAAUAACCGAGUUGAAGAGCGACGUCGAAGAGCUAAAUGAUUUGCUGAAGCUUGCAAAACGCAAAAAAGUACAAGAUGUAUUGUCGCUCGAGAUCCGGAAACUGGAAACUGAGUUGAUCAGCUUGAAAGAUAAAGAAGAGAGCCAGAAGGCCGCUGCGGCAGCUGCUGAAUCUGGUCCGACCACUUCUAACGCACUGGCUGGUUCACAAAAACGUUAUCAGAUUAAAUUAAAUGGAUAUGGUUGGGACCAGUCUGAAAAGUAUAUCAAAGUAUUUGUAACGUUGAAAAAUGUUCAGCAUGUCCCGAAAGAGCAGGUGUACUGCAAACUGACAGAGCACUCCAUGGAGCUGCACGUGGACAACCUGGAGAACAAGGACUAUGUGCUGGUGAUCAACAAGCUGCUGGAACCUAUUGUCGUGGAAGACAGCCAUUGGAAACAGAAAACAGACAUGGUGGUGAUCUUCCUUGCGAAGGCUCAACCAAACGUAAAAUGGUCACACAUGACCAGCCUCGAGAAGAAAGCUGAUGACCAACACAAGAACCGCUUCAAGACUGAUGAAAUGAUGGACAAGAAGGACCCACAGGAAUCCAUCAUGAGCUUGAUGAAAAACAUGUACGAAACUGGCGAUGAUGAAAUGAAGAGAAUGAUUUCAAAAGCUUGGUAUGAAGGACAACAGAAGAAAAAGACAGGUAUAGACUCAAUGGAACUGUAGAUCUCCAAGCAUUAUGAUCGUUUUAAAAUUUCUAUUUAAUUUUAAGGUUAAUUAAUAAAAUCAAUAAAUAAUCAUUUCUAGAUAA
Messenger RNA from Cydia amplana, 829 nucleotides. Its product is annotated as calcyclin-binding protein. Lineage: Eukaryota; Metazoa; Arthropoda; Insecta; Lepidoptera; Tortricidae. The record is from RefSeq and is a predicted model, not a curated record. Gene Ontology annotation, biological process: heart development. Gene Ontology annotation, cellular component: nucleus. Gene Ontology annotation, molecular function: S100 protein binding; ubiquitin protein ligase binding; tubulin binding. The transcript is spliced from 6 exons. The coding region runs from base 22 to 744 and encodes 240 amino acids.